Rhopilema esculentum is the source of this 2829-nucleotide messenger RNA. The record is from RefSeq and is a predicted model, not a curated record. Lineage: Eukaryota; Metazoa; Cnidaria; Scyphozoa; Rhizostomeae; Rhizostomatidae.
AAGUAAUGGUAUGGUGACUUCUGAAGAAGUAAUGGGUGAAAUGGUGCUUCGAGAAGGUGCACCUCACACGCCUACUGGCAAAGUUCCGCAACGGAGAUUAUCGAAUGAUUGUAGAUAUUUUGGUUCACUGAAAAAGAGAUGGCUCAUACAAUAUGAUCGACACACACCAUUUGACAUUCAACCGAGAAAUGGAUUGUCAACAUGUAUCAUGUCCAACUGUCUGAAUGAUACAAGCAUUCAGAAGCGUGCGGAGCAAAUUGCAUCAUAUGUUUUUAAAACCCCCAAGAGUGUUACUUUGUCGAAAAAGCAUCGAAUGAGAGAGACAAUGUUAUAUGCCUCUGAAUACCUAAAAGAAAUCACAAGAGAUAGAAGUUAUGGGAUAUCUGGUGACCUUGCUGAAAAGACAGAACCAAUAUCUGUGGAUAAUAGCAGUAGUCCUACAAAAGAAGGUCCCAACUUAGCUAGCGAGACAACAAUUUCCACAACUGUUGAUUUUGUUGAAAGACUACAAUCUUAUGACCCUACUGACUCAUUAGAAAAACCUUGUAUGGGCACAACUACUGUCUCAGUUAACAAUGAGCAUUCUGCAAGUGAAAAAACUCAUAUUGAAUCAAAAAUUGACUCAACUGAUUCCUUAAAUGAAAAGCUGUUGAAUGCCACUGAUUGUAAUGAUACCAAUGUGUGCACUGAUGAUGAAAGGACUUUACAUUUGAAGAAAGAAUAUAAGACAUCUACCCAGCAUCAAGUUACUGAAGGAAAUCAACUAGUUACCAACUUGGUUUUACCUGACAUAAAGAAUGGUUCAAUUACCAGGGUAGACAAAGAAAGAAAAAUAAGAAAUAUCUCAAACUCAAUUAAUUCUACAUAUUUGCCAGGUCCUUUGUUAACAGGCAGUAGUGACAAUGCUUUGGCCUUUGCUAAUUCUGAUUUGAAUGAGCAAGAACAUGAUCAUCGAAACUCUAAUGGCAAAUUUUUUUCUUAUGCACCUAUGGAUGAAACUGACCAGCAAAAGACUUUAGCUAAGGUACCAAAAGUUAGUGUUAAUGACAGCUUCGCAAAGUUCCAUGUUAACACUGUUGCAACAAUUGAGGGCUCAGCACAAAAGACUGAAUCAGCAGUUAUUGAUCUACCUAUGCAUGCAGGAGAUGUUAGAGCACUGUCUAUUUUGCGAGAUCCAAGGCUGAGCUCCUCAUCUUCAAGAAGCAGUCGUGAUAGUACGGAUGGCAAUAUUCUAGUUAGAUCAGACUCUGUCAGUUCGCUGGAGGAUGUGUCGUUGCAGAGAGCAAAUGUAGAUAAAAAAUCUAUCAAUGACAAAACAGAUGGAAUGCGGCAUGCCAAGAAAAAGAUGUCUCUGAGAGAAUAUCGCAACAGAAAGAAAACGAAGCCAGCUGCAACUCUUAUACAUGGUGCUUCAACAAUCAAUGAAGGAUUGGCUGCUAAAACUUUAUCUCAGUCAAUUCUUUUUACUGACACUGAUUCCCUUUUAACACCACGCACUUUGUCACUAUCCACUGGCUUCACACCACUCUCUGGUAAAGAUGUGACUCUAACUACUUCAUCGUCUGACUCAGUUUCCAUGACAACUCUCAUGUCAUCACAGAUACCUAUUCAAACUCCAUCAACUGAACCCCUUUUUGAACCUGUAAGCCCAAGUGAAGAUUUUGUUGCAGAAACAAUGCCUAAUGAUGAAGUAAAACCUGGUACCAGCCUAUCAUAUCAAAACUUUCCCCUGGUCGCUCAUGAUCUGCAACCACAUGAAUUUAUGGAAGUUGAUGGCGAGGUAACACCUGUUACAAGUCAAGCUAUAGUUUGUCAACCUGAAUCAGAGACCAUGUCAAGAAAAGAUCCUCGCAAGCAUUAUAAUUACAAUCCCACCCAAAUACUUACUCAGCAGACAACAAAUUUCUCAUAUCAUUCUCAAGAAUUACAAUCAUCCCUUCAAAGAAGCAAAAAUAUUGGGAGCAAUUCACCUAUAUAUCGGCAAGCUCAGACAUACAAUCAACACUUUCGAGGGUAGAUCAUAUUAGUCUCUUCAUAUUUAUCUUCAUGAACAGCGACUUCUACUUUAUACUGAUCAGCUCAACAUUAAGUUCUUUUUUCAAAUUUCAACAUAUGUAGGGUUACAGAGAACUUGUUUUAGAGCUAUGCAGAUGUCAAGAAACAAAUAUUUAUUAACACGAAAGAAUGUCUUGAAACAUUAUGGCUUGAAUUCUGAAUAAUUGGCCUAACAUAUUGUGAUCUCCUACCAUAUCUUGAACUCUGUUAAAAUGUUUUAAGUAGAAGCCAAUCUUGUUCAUGGUAAUUGAGGCACAAUUGUAGUCCUAAAAAGUUCCACAGACUUCUAAUUUGCCAUCAGCAGACAUCUAAGUCUGUUCAGAUCAAGUCAAGAGUAAAUAAAACAACUGAUUCUGCUACCAGUUUAUCUCACACGAACUGGUAGAAAAAAAUAUUAAUAGCAAAGCAGGAAUUACAGUGAAUUUCAUAUUUGAUUAUUAACAAUCAGUUUUCCACUGAUGCCUAAAAUCUUAAGUUGUUUAUCAGAAAACUAAUUAAAAAGACUCCUCCAUAAAUGAAUGGUUUUUUAUUUGUUGGGUUUUUACUUUCUCAAAUUUUAAACUGUAUCUAAGCUUUUCAUUGGUAGCAGACAAAGCCUUGAUUUUGUAUAAGCCCUUUAAAAGUCUUUUCUCUGCUCAGUGUAGCACUGUAUUUUUAGGCAGAUAUAAUUAAUAUCUGAGACACAAUCAAUGUAAGCUGUAUGAAUAGAAACAUCAUUUUGAUGAGUUGGUUGUACAAAUAUUGUUCCCAUGUAAUUCAUAAAGAUGUAAAUAG